Molecule: messenger RNA, 1386 nt
Organism: Penaeus monodon (black tiger shrimp)
Lineage: Eukaryota; Metazoa; Arthropoda; Malacostraca; Decapoda; Penaeidae
Product: WD repeat-containing protein 61-like
Exons: 7
Coding region: 59-1084 (341 amino acids)
Molecular function (GO): protein binding
Source: RefSeq, a predicted model, not a curated record
GCCAUCUACCGGCGGCCGGCAGAAUCACCACGCUGUCGCUAAACGUAAACAAAACAGGAUGUUUUCACUGCUGCACAAACGUGAGAAUUCACACUCCGAAGGUAUCUGGGCUUGUGCCUGGGGACAUUAUAUACCCAAGGAGAAAUCAAAGGAGUCAACAAGUGAAGACAAAGAACAAGAAAAUGGAGAAGAGAAUAAAGAGAAUGAGGAAAAUGAGAAAGACAGAGAUAACCUGCCUGAUACGGAGCAGAGGUAUGUGGUGUCAGGGGGGUUAGACGACCUUGUAAAGGUGUGGCGGUGGACCGGCGAUGGCGUGGAAGGAGAGCUGUCUGCCAUGCACACACUGGAAGGCCACUCUCUCGGAGUAAUUUCAGUGGACGUCAAUGCCGAAGGAACCAUGGCUGCUUCCUCCUCUCUUGAUUCAACCAUUCGGCUUUGGAAUAUCCACUCGGGUGAACAGCUGCAAACUAUUGACUGUGGCCCCGUUGAAGCUUGGUCUGUAGUUUUCUCUCCAGAUGGGAACCAUGUGGCUUCUGGCAACCAUGCUGGUAAGAUUAAUGUGUAUGCUGUUGAUGGAGGACGACAUGUUACCACCCUAGAUACUCGAGGACGCUUCACCUAUUCUGUUGCAUAUAGCCGAGAUGGAAAGUAUGUAGCCAGUGGUGCCAUUGACGGUUUCAUCAAUGUGUUUGAUGUUGAAAGUGGCAAGCUGGUGCAUACAUUGGAGGGUCACGCCAUGACAAUUCGGUCCAUCACCUUCUCUCCAGACUCACAGCUGCUUCUCACUGCGGCUGACGAUGGACACAUGAAGAUCUAUGACGUGAAAAGCAGUCAUCUUGCCUGUACUCUUUCUGGUCAUGGAUCUUGGGUGCUAAGUGUAGACUUUGCCCCAGAUAAAAUGCAUUUUGUGUCUUCCUCGUCGGACCAUACGGUCAAAGUAUGGGACUUUGCUCAGCGUAACUGCGUGCAUACCUUCAAAGACCACCACGAUCAGGUGUGGUGUGCGAAGUACAGCCAAGACAGUAGCAAAAUUGUUAGUGUUUCAGAGGACAAAAGUAUAAUCGUUUUCAAUUCUCCUGUGUGAAAAUAUUGUUACGAUAAUCGAAGGAUAAACGGAUAUUUAAUUUUGCUCUCAUUAAUCAGUGGCUGAACCUUUAUAUAAUGGAAACUUGCUCAUUAUGCCGUGUGAGAAAUGUUGCACUCCCAGUUGCCUUUGAACAAAAUGCAGUGAAAGAAAAAGAAGUGGAUUGCAUGUUUUGGAAAAUAUUUUGACAUUUAUUGGACAGUGUAACUUUGGUGUUCAUUAUCAUUUACAAUGAUAAUACUUAUAUCUGAUUUAUGUUGUUAUACUACAAUAUAUGCAAAUAAAUGUAAUUGAAGACUUGA